AUGGUGGGAUAUUCAAUUCUUGCUGUGCUGGCUUGUGCUUCCUUGUUUGACGACAUUGGAAAGGUCUCGCAGGAAAAAUUUAGACUCUGGUUAUUCACGAAGAUGGCCGAUGAUCAUUGGGCUGCUCGUCAUGACAGAAACAAAGUUGACCUCGCCUUCAUUGUCGACUGUACAGGUUCCAUGGGUCUUCAUAUCAAGCAAGCGCAAAAACACGUUCGAAGUAUCGCCGAAACUGUUUCGCGAACUGCAUUCAACGUGAAGCUUGGGCUGGUAGAGUACAGAGAUCACCCUCCCCAGGAUAACUCAUUUAUAACGAAAGUUCACGAUUUUACACAUUCCGUAGAGGAAAUGAAAAAAUGGGUGGAUGGUAUGAGCGCAAGAGGCGGUGGAGAUGGUCCUGAGUCAGUGGCUUGUGCUUUGGACGCAGCUUCCAAACUCAACUACAGAAAAGAUGCUACCAAGAUUUGUGUUCUCAUUGGUAAGUUGAAGCUUUACGAAUAGUGUGGACAGGUAAGAACAGGUAAAUUAAAUAUUAUGUGAACUUUUUCAGAUGAUGUCUGCACCCUGAAACAGUUUUGAUAAAAAUGUUACAAACUAUUGUGUAUGAACGAGCUCGAUGGGAAAAAAUCCGAAUAGAUAUCACUGGUGUUGGAGAACUUUAAUUACUGGUGUUCACUUUUUCACGUGGCAUUUUUAAUUUUGUCGUAUUUCUCUUCAAAAUCUGUUGUGAAAGCCGUAUUUAUCUGGAUCCUCGUGGAGAGGUCAUAGUUUUACGAAGGAAAAUAGUUUGAAUGGUAAACAUUACCCUGGAUAUUUGUAUUCUUGUAAAUAAAAUUCAGAUCAUUACUCACAUAUUAUUGUAGAUACAGUCGUUUGUUCACUUUCUUUAUUAAUUAGUUUACAGGAUUAUACUUAUUUUUAACACCAAUUUUGAGCAGUGAUGUACUUCGUUAUGGAAUUAUUUGAUCCUAUCAACAUACUAUGUACAUAUACAUCCUAAAACCACUUCAUUUGAAAUUAUAACACUGCUGUAUUAAGCUCUGAUUCUCAGAGUAAUUCCUAGUCUCCAUUUUAAGCUUCCCAGCAGUACCUUAUUGUUUUGAUGAUUAUAAUAUCAUUUUAAUGUGACAGACAUGUAUCUUCAGAUUUACAUUUACUGAUGCUUACAUUUAAAAUUUACCAUUUUGAUAAUAAAAACUACAACUCUGACUGGGAAGUACUUGAUGAGAGCAAUUUCACAAGAUAGGGCACUGUUGGUUAUUAUCUGAUAAUAAUGUCAUAAUUGAGGUGAUGAAUGGUAAAUUUACUGGAGUCUUCUUUAUUCUUUCAGCUGAUGCCCCUCCUCAUGGACUUGGACUAGAGCAUGAUGGUUUCCCUGAUGGCUGUCCAACUGGCAAUGACCCUCUACAGGCUUGUAGAGCUAUGGUGGAGAAGGGAAUUGUACUGUACUGUGUUGGAUGUGAACCAAACAUCCUACGCUACAAAGAUUUCUUUAUGGGUUUGGCAUACAUAACUGGUGGCCAGUAUGUUCCUCUCUCCAAAGCUCAGGGAUUAUCAAAGGUUGGAAUUUAAGUUAAAGGAGCCACAGUGUGUUUAAUUCGUGUCGUUAAAGGUAGAUUGCUAUUUAAGAAAAUUUGUGCUAAAUUUAUGCUGAAAUUUACCUGAUAAAAUUUUCACAUCCACCAUUUUUAAGACAUGUUGUUUUUUGUUAGCCAUCUCAUUACAUCUAUUAAAUAUAUUACUGCUUAAAAUUCAUGACUAAAGUAGGUGACACACCAUAUUGAACUCACUACAUACAAUUUUUUUUAAAAAAGGCAUUUUUUAAACAAACAAAGCAAGUCUUACUAAUGUGACUGCAGUGUGCUGGAGAGUAGACUUGGCAUAGCUCACCACAGAGUUCUUCACAGUAGAGAGUCAGAGUAUCAGAAUAUGGAAUGUAAAGGUUUAGGGUUGGAUUGUUUGUGGGGUACUUAAAUGUUUUCUUUUUGUCAUGUUCUUGACAACAGGAGUAACAUCUUUCUUUAAUUGAUGCUCCAACUAAAAAGCUAUAAUCAUCUGUCUUAUUUUAUCAUUAACUUCCUGUUUUGUAGGUAAUAAUAAAUGCCUCACUUGAGGAGGUUGCCCAUGAGAACAUUAUGGGAUAUGUUGAAGACUUCUUAAACAUGGCCCUUGAAGAAAUGAAAGGAAAGAAACAGAAGGUAACAGUAGAUGACUUGGCUGAAAAACUUCAAGAGCAUUUGAACCUGAGAAAUGUCAAAUCCCGCCAACUUCAGUGCAACUCUGCAGAACUCCAGCCCCCCACACCAACAGCAAAGAGAAUUUCUGGGUUAAAAAAAUUGUCACAAGUUCAGCAGUUCCUGGAGAAAGACACUCCAAUGGACUACAGAUUAUUUUACAUGAACAAUGUCACAGUGGAGGUCACCAUAACCGAGCCAGCAGAAGUUAAUAAACUCUUGUCUGAAAGGUUACUUACGAAGGCACUUGGCAGGCAGAAAAUACCUGUGGAACAUGAUGAAGAAACUGGUGAGAUAACCAUUGAGCCAUUUAUGUCUGGAGCAAGUCCUGCAGUGUAACCGAAUGACAUUUUUAUGAAAAGGGUUUCAAGAAUUUUUGACACAGAUUCAUGACAUGUGCGGAAGUAUUCAAGUGGACUCCUACCACACAGUUUAUUUUAGCCAAGAACCAACUUUCUCAAAAGCUUUUUCCUUUUCCUGAACAGCAGUAGGUUAGCCCCUUAUCCAGCACAUAACUUCAAGUAUCGCCAAAUAUCAAUUUAUGGGUACCAUGAGGGAACCCAUGUAUGGUUACUAUUUUGUUGUGAAUUGUAACAUAAGAAAUAUCCUUGAGUAAGGAGUAAAGAAACUUGACAAUGAAUUAUAUUAAUAGUGGUAGAGUGUUGUUAGUCUCCAAUGAGACAACUUUAUUUUGCUUGUUAUGAGGUUUAAAAGGCCUCAAAUUCUUUAAGUUCAAUUAUUUUACCAUCAAGUUUUUUUAUGGAUGGGAAGAUUAGCAGCUUUUCUCUGCAGUUCAAUAACAAAGUUGACACAAGUGAUGCAGUUACAUUAUGUAUUCAGCAGUUCAUUUAAGAGGUUACAAACAUAAAUGUUAUGAUUACCUUCUUUGGAAGAACAACUGUUAAGCUAGGUCUUUUUUGUCUCACCACAUUAAUGAUCUCCUUUUUAAAAAUCCAUUUAGUUUUCUUUUCUCUUUUAUUAUUGUUACAAAGUAAAUACUCCUGUAAACAUGGCAUUUAUGAACUGAAUAAUGUUAUGCUAUUUUUGACUGAACUUAUACUUAAAUUAUGAUCCUGUAGAAAAACUGUACCUCCAUUCAGUCCUCAAUUAACUUUGAUUAUCAUUUCGAACUGAAUAUCAUUAUUUUUUUGCAUCUAUCGAGUAGGAUGUUACUCUGCGCUGAAGUACAUUUACCUUUUCAUUCCAGCCCUUCUCCCCUAUCUCGGGAGAAACUAGAUCUCAGUUCACCUCUUCCAUUUGCAGUCCUCGUGAGGCUCUGUGCGGUUUCCCAAAUGUCGUGAGGUUGUGCUAUUGUGUUGAAAAUCUUUUAUGAUACUAAUGGCACUAAAGUUUCUUCUUUAAAGAAUGCAAAAUUGGUAACACUUGGGAAUAGUUUCUCUUGAGUUGAAAUAAUCUUACAUUGGAAAGCACACUUCAACUCUCGAACACUAGGAGAAGAUUGAGGAUGGAGGUUGGAAACUAGAGCAUCACUUCCGUCUCUCGUAAUCGUCGCUCGAUCCAUGGCUACCCAUGGAACUGCGUCAAGAGUAGUUGUCUCGGGAAAGCGUCUUUUGAACCCUUUCCGUACUUUUCUACAUCGUGUAUCCUCUGAAAUCUUAGAAGAAGACUUGAAGUCUUUGAAAUUUAUUUUGGCAGAUGAAAUUCCUGAGGGAAUUUUGGAAAAUUGUCAGAAGUCUACGGAUUUGUUUUCCUACAUGAUAAAGAAGUGUCUUAUAGGAGAGAACGAUCUGGAUUUCCUUGCAGAACUUUUCCAUUGCAUUGACCGAUCUGAUCUUGCAGAGCGUGUUAAAGUUUUUAUAAGUAAGUCUCCCUCAUCACUAGGAAUGGGCAGCGCACCCAUAGCACAGGUGACUCGUGAAUUGCCAGGUAAAUUUCAUAUUCCUACCUCCAACCCUAAGCUAUCAAUCUUAAUUAUUAAUUUUCAUUGUGUGACCAGCUAUUUAAAUUAAAAUUGAAGUAAUCGGUUGUGAGGAAUGACAGCAAACAAAGAGCAACAAGUUGUCUUAGUGAGCGAAUUCGAAGUCGGGAGGGUCGAUGGGGUGAAUGCAGAUGCUAGUAUAAGGAUUAUUGUCAGUGAGGGAUUGUGCCAUGCCAGUGAAGGGAAACCUGACUCAACCAGAAACCUUAAAAAAAUUUGCUCAUGUAUCUUUCAGAAAGUUUGUCCAUCUAGUGCAGAUUGUGGUGAAUGGAUAAAUUUACAAAAACCGUGACUUUCGGUCUGUUGAAAAAAAAACUCAUGGACUCACUCUGUGAUGUGUGAGCAGCUUAAUUUCAAGGCCUCUUUAUUUGAGCUCUGUUAAGAACACCUGACCUGGAUUCUUAGAUCCUUUUUCAACACUGUUUUUUCUUUGGAAAGAUUGUGACAAGUUGAUAUAGAUAGGCCAGGCUGGCCUGAUUUCUAAGUCUUGGUUUUUUUUUGUGUGAUUGAUUUAUGUUCCCUUAUAUACAAUUCAAUACAGUUGAUCGAAUGGUACCCAAAACUGUUUAUCAGCCCAAAAAAGGGACAUAUCUACAAUAAAGGGGAACACCGUGUGUAUGAUUAGGACAUAGUAACAUUUUCUUUUCUUUCUUUUCAGCCAUGGGAAAGGCUAUGGUUCGCUUCAUGUUAUCUGGUAAUAAUAUUGACCAAAGAGCCACCCUCCAACAAUUGAAAAUUGGGAUUUGUGCAGCUCUUCGAAUAAAAAAUUCUGAUAUCAACUUUGUUAAAACAGAGGAGGAAGCUAAUAACUCAGCCUGCUUCACCUUUCAAAUCCCAAAGAAUGAUGGGCUGUUAAAUUCACUCCGUAAUGAUGCCCUUCAAAAAGAGGACUGGCUUUGUCAAUGUGGAAUCCAGGCAGUGAGGGUUGGUGGAGAUGCAAGUUACAUUUGUCUUGUUCAGCCACUCACCCAUCCACCUAAGGAUACCCAAGCCAGACUUUCACAACUACUUCAGGCAGAAAGUGGUGCAGGUAUUUACAUGUGUAGUAUGACAUCUUGUAAGCUAUCACUGUGGAGUUAUCUGACCCCUCUAAGAAAUAUUUUUCUUGGUGAGGUUAUGAAUUGACCUGACUGAUCUUCCUGUUGGUAUAGGGGUGCCACCCAUGGCUCAGGACUGUGACCUUAAAUAGGCCAAAAAGAAAAAAGAAUACCUAGCCUGUGAGUAACAGGAGCUGAUCAGCAACAAAUAUCUAGCUUUGAUCUCAACUGCAGCUGAAAAGGCUGAUUGAGGCUUCUAUUUUAUGUAUAUGUGAUGUAACAGGAGUCAAUUACCUGUUCCCUGCUGCCUAUGGCCCUUCUUUGAAAUUGAAUUUACCAAAGAAAGAGAUCAAAACCUGGGGCAGGAGUAUCUGAACAGAGAUGGAUCCAAAGUGAUAACUGAAUGGUAUCAUAAAAAAGCCUUUACCUAAGGGGGUAUAAAUGCAGAGGGGGGAGGGGGUGGAGUAUUUGGAACCCCUUGAUACUUGAAUUUGAUUUUUAAACUUAUUUUUCCCUAUAUUAGAUUUGAAGUGGAAAGACUUUGUUAACAAAGACAACCUGGAUUUGAUUGUUGUUGUUGAGCGUACUAAGAAUCGUAAGUUUCAUACAAGACUUAAAACUCAACUGGCUCACUUGGUUGAAAUGAUUUGUGCAAGAGAUUACAACUUCCGACUUGCCCUAGUUUGUUAUCAGGAUCACACUUUUCCUGUUUCCAAUGCUAUCACUUGGUGGUUUACUAAAGAAAAAGAUGUCAUGAAGUCCCACAUACAUUACCUUGAUGAAUCUAGAAUACCAUGUUCAGAAAAUGGGUUGGCUGAUGGUCUUGCACUGGUACAAGAUUUAGCGACUAAAGAAGAUUCAAAAUCAUGCCGGAAAGAUGCCAAUAGAGUUUGCAUACUACUGCGUAAGUACUGUAUGAUGGUUAGAUGUAGUGAACUGAACAGUUAAGAUGCUGGACUCUAAGUUGAGAAGUAGAGUUUGGAGACCUGGCUUUGAGUCAUUGUGUUGUGUCCCUCUCUCCACCCAAGAGUAUAAAUAGGUACUGUACCUGUGAAUUGUCAGGGAAAUCCAAUGAAAAACUGGAUAACCUGUGGUAGACUAGCAUCCUAUCCAACUUGAGUAAUACAUAAUGAAAAAGCUGACAAAACCAGGGUAAGCUCCACCAGUUAGGGCCACUUGGUUUGAGUGCUGACUAUAAUGGAAUUUACAUGAUGGAACCUGAUAUGAGUUUUCCCAAACUUUACUAUCACAGUUAUUCUUUCCACCCAAGAGUAUACACUAUAGGUGAAUAUCAAUGAACCAUUCCCAAGUGAUUGCUGGGUGUGGAUCCUACGGUGGCUUAACACCCUGUCUUGAAAGGGAGGGUGUAGCAAUAUUCUUAAACAUGUCAUGCCUUAGGAAACAGAGAUUAUGACUGGCUCCUACUUUUAGUAGAGUUUAUAUCAUUUGUAAGGGUUUAAUACUUAUGAAUUAACCAAUCUAUUGGUUUUUUUAGCUUCAGUGAACGAGAGAACCUCCCUAGAAACAUACAAGUGUUCACAUGGCCACGAUGUGAUGAAAAUUUGCAGACAGUUGGCAGAAAAUUCCGUCACCCUUUACACAGUUGGAAUCGUGCAACCCACAACUGCAUCCCCUUUUGGAAGAAACCCAUUGCCAGAAUUUUUUUCAGGAAUAUCACUCAAAACUGGAGGUCGUUACAUCCAAACACAAAACAUCAAGCAGCUACCAGUGGUAAUUUUCAACAUUUGAUAAGAAAACUUUUCUUAGUAAUUUUAUUGUGCAUGUUCUGCAUCCAAUUCAUUAGUCCCUCUUUCCACAUACCAGCUCUUCUGAAUUUUACUUAGACAAAUUACAUGCAACAUUGGUCUCUAUUGACUCAAAAUUUGCCAUCUUUGGGACCUACUUUUAUAACUUGAUGAUGGAGUGUGACCUAAAUUUUCAAUUUUAUGCUUGGAUGAGAGAAUAAAUCAAACUCACAGUCCUGAUUUUUUGUAGUCAGUCAAUUGCCUACCAUACCAAUCCUGAAAUGUCUUUCAGAUAGAAAGGCGUCACAUAGCCUCACAAAGAGUGUAGGUGAAAACUGGGUUUGGUGACUGCUGUGUGAUAUCAUUUGGGAAUUUGUGUAAAAACAAAUUCUUAUUUUGCAAGUUUCUUUUAAAAUCUAUUCCAUGUUUGGAGCCACCUAAUUUUUUUCAAACUAUUUAGAGAUUUAUUUUUCUGGAAAGACAUUUAUGGCACUGGUGCUAAUUAAGAGUUAUAUCCUAAAUCCUAAUUCUGUCAUCCUUGUUGUUAAGAAUCUACAAUAUUUCUCCACUCACAGAUUAUAAUGUGUGCCAUUAAAGAAGAUCUCUCCUUGGAGCGUCUCAUUGGCACUGCACAUGAUAUAGUCCUACCACAUGUGAUUGAGAAAUAUGGAGAUGUUAAUGUAGAAGAGCUUACCAAGAUGCUUAGAGAAGAACUUAAUCGAAGAUCCUGCCUUGCAAAAGGCAUUGUACUGCAAAACAGUGUGAGUGUUCUGCGUGAAUCUGAGUUAGCGCUGAAGUUGUCUUAUGAUGAGGAUUUGGAGAGUGCUUGUUGCACUUUUAGAGAAGGUGUUAAAAGAUUGCAGCAAGCAGAAAUGCCUACAAAUGGAUUACCACAAGAUGUGGACAUGGAGAAAGUGACUAGUGACCUGGCGAGAAUUACAAUAUCAAAAGAUCAGGAAAUCACUGAUGAUUUGUCAGAGCGACUUGUUCGCAAAGUUGGGCAUCGGGCUUUUUACUGCACUUCAUCCUAGGACUGAUUGAAAUAGGUAUUUACUUUUGUCAAUAAACAAAAUGCUGGAAUCUAAUUGGUUCUUAACUGCCUUCACAUGUUCCUUAAUUUGCAAUGUUUGCGCAGCACCAAACAGUCCAGUUUGAUCUACCUUAUUUCAACCACCUUGUAUUUGUAAGAUCAAAUCAGUUAUCUUAAAGAGGUAUUGAAAAUACAUUACUAAAAGGCACCAGCCAAUAUCACUCAACCACUCCACUGAUACUUACCAAUUAAAAGCAAGGAGACUUAUAAGUAAGUAAAGUUGUUAAUUUCAGCCUGGAAACAUGAAAUUGAUGAGAAUGAUUGGUUGAGCUUUUUGCUAAUGCAUGAAAUGAGAUGCCCGUCUUGUCAUUUGACACUUCAUGCCUGAGUUUCUUGCAUUUUGUUACUGACAAAAAUUAAUUAGUAAUAUGACUGAGAAGUGAAUACUUCAGGUGUAAAAAGAUAGGCCGUUGGAUAUUCCAACAUCUAGCUUUUUUUAACAAGUCAAAAAGUUAUCACAGUUUUCACUUAUCAUACAUAUUAAUAUUUUUAAUGUGACCUAAGAGUUAGUGACAUUUAACUGAUCUCUGGAGAACUUUCUCAAAGCUAAGAACUGCACAGGUAUUAAACACUGCUGUACUAAUAAUAAAUUCAAUUUAUGAGUUACAAAC
Molecule: messenger RNA, 8656 nt
Organism: Pocillopora meandrina
Lineage: Eukaryota; Metazoa; Cnidaria; Anthozoa; Scleractinia; Pocilloporidae
Source: the annotation of a GenBank genome assembly